Messenger RNA from Cydia strobilella, 2076 nucleotides. RefSeq names its product lysophospholipid acyltransferase 7-like. Lineage: Eukaryota; Metazoa; Arthropoda; Insecta; Lepidoptera; Tortricidae. Gene Ontology annotation, cellular component: mitochondria-associated endoplasmic reticulum membrane contact site; membrane. Gene Ontology annotation, biological process: phosphatidylinositol biosynthetic process; lipid modification. The record is from RefSeq and is a predicted model, not a curated record. Gene Ontology annotation, molecular function: lysophospholipid acyltransferase activity. Bases 58 to 1536 code for a protein of 492 amino acids. The transcript has 7 exons.
UGACAAGUAGACAAAUAAAACAUUUUUAUAUUUAUAAUAAAUGGGUAAAUUUCGGUUAUGCUAGAUACAGCAACCGCUAUAUUUUACACAUCGCUUUUAGCAUGCGUACCACUUGGUUGCUUGUAUAAAAACAUUGAAGAUGAGCAAAAGCGGCGUGCAUUAGGUACUGGGAUAGGAAUACUGAUUGCACUAGUUAUUUGCGGUCCCAAAGUAUUUUACACAGUUUUAUUGGUAUCGGGAAAUAUUAUUGUGAUUAAAUGCUGCGAUAAACGUUUCGUCCAUAAAAUGAGCCUCUCGUUUACAUGGAUGUUUCUUCUAUAUUUGUAUUUCCAUGCUGGAUGCACAAAAUACGCUGGGUGGUUAUUCCAAACUUUAUCAUUACGGCUGGUCGGUUUAGCUUUCGAAAUUAAUAUCUAUGACCAAACUACAAGCAACACUGAAAACAAAAGUGCUCCUCAUAAAGUUCCCGCGAGUUUACCUGACGAAAAGGUUACUCAAUUAUCCGCCGCUGACAUUGCCACGUAUGCGUUUUUCUUUAUUGGCAUACAUAAAGGGCCGUAUUAUACGUGGAAAACCUUCAACGACCAUUUAAAUAGCAUUGCCAGCGUGCAAGGUGAUUUCUGGGUGGUUACCGAGCAGAAACUGAGAAAGACUUUAUUGCUGACACUUGGAUAUUUUGCCCUGCGGUCGAAUUACCCAAUCUCUAUGUACGAAGAUGAUGAGUUCUACACAAACUAUGGCACCGAUUAUCGAUUCUUAUUCUGUAUGCCACAACUAAUGAUUUACUACCUGGAGUCCCAGAUCAUCCUGAUGAUUACCACUAGCGCGUGUUCGGGAGCGGGGUUCGGUGUGUAUCGUGCCAAGUCCAUGGCGGUCCCGGGCGCCGGACCUACAAAACCGGUCGUAGGACCAGAACUGCCACCGGAUAAAGAAGAAUACAAUUUUUCAAUGCUAAAAUGUUUCGAUAACGAGAAAAUAUUGAUGGGGCCGAAAAUGAAGGACACGAUACGUGGCUGGGACAUGGCCACGCGGUACUGGUUCGCGCAGUAUAUCGUCAAGAAUCUUAUUAAUAAUAAUUUCGAAGUAAGAAGCGCAUGCUCAUUCCUGCUUUGGACGAUAUGGACGGGUUCCACAAUCCAGGAUACAAUCAUAGCACUGACCCUCUGGGUCUACAUUCACUUGGAAUCAGAUUAUUCCCAGUUGUACUCGGAAUCGCUAACAGGCCCAUGGGAUCUCGGCUUUGCGAUAAUGCGCAUUUUAUGCUUGUGCUAUCUUACGCCAUGUCUCAUCAUAGAAGACUGGGCCGUAGCUCUGAGAUAUUACAACUCAAUCUACUGGGUAUACCACAUUGUACUCGGAGUUCUGACCGUGGCAGCGAUUGCUGUAGAUAAAAGUAGAACAAGAGUGAAAUGCGUCACGAAUGCAGAUACUCUAAAAGAUAUUCCUGCGGGAAAAAGUAAAACUGAUGACGUAGCAUCAAGCAAACCUGAAAGCACGACCCAGGACAGCGGGCCGUCUACAAGUGGAAAUAAAUGAUAGGGGUUAUUAAAUCUAUUCUUUCCAUGGACAUUUUCUGCUACGUGGAUGCUAUGAGCGACAGGGAAAUAAUACGUCUUUGUCCCUCUCUGCAGAAAGUGUCCGAAGACAGGAUAGAUGCAAUGAUGGUUGCACCGUUUAAGUUGCGUACCUAGCCCGUACCGUGAACUCCCGUGCAUAGACAAAGAACAUAGAAGACUUAGAGGGGAAGGUGCGAACACUGCGAACAUCGGAAAACGGAAUUUUCGUAUAUAUCUAUGCCUCUGUCUGUCUUGCAUUUGAGAAAGACGACAGGCAUGGGAUAAACGAAGUGGUUCGCAGUCAUAGCCCAGUUUUGACAUCUGAUGUAGAUAGAACUGAACGGCUACUUGUUAUGGUUAAUUGGAUUGUUAAAUAAAAAAACAGUGCUUGACAACCUAGUUGCCGCGAAAUAUACAGCAGACGUCUUGCGCUAUUUAAUUUAGUGACCAAAACAGCUCUAUAUUCUUGAACAGUUUUCUUUUGUAUACUUAGCGCCACUUGCACCAUUCCACUAACCCG